AUGGACGACAACGUUGGUAUUCAGUCGGAAGACCCGCCGACAAUACUAUUCAUCGGCCAACAUGAAUCUCAACGGACGACACCAAUCACAAGUCAAGUGCUCGGCCAGGCACAGUCCCUUGGCUACGACCUGCUCACAGCACCAAUAACGACAGAGCACUUUCAAUCGAGGGUGUUAUCGAAGCUGCAGGAUCACGUCGAACAAUUGAAGGUGGCGGGCUCCGCCAAUGCCGUUCCAUGGCCGACAAUAUCACCUUUGAUGCCCGAGGACACGGACUUUCAACCAGAAGAGAGCAACAGUGCUCUCAUUGCUGUGGUCAGCCCCUGGAUCGACUUGGGAUCUUCAGACCCUCUGAUAGCGCACAUCAGUCGGCAAGUGUUCAAUCUCGAGGUUGCAUAUGCCUCUUUCUGCGGCGUCAGCAAUGUAAUGGUUCAUGGCCCAAUCACUGGCUCCAAUGUAACGCUGUACUCGCGCGCAGUACUGGAAGGACUAGCCCUUGGUCCAUAUGUUCAGAUCCACAUCCUCAUGCCGAUGACUGGUGAGUUGGAGCUGGAGGGCGCAGAGAGCGCGCACUUGUCAGAGCUGGCGAGGCCAGAUUUCAUACCCGGUAUGGACGAGGACGAGGAUACUGAGCCCGAGCUGUACUCAAGCUGGGAGUCGUGGAACACGAUUCGUACGAUGUGUAACUACAGCUCCAAACUGGUCAUAUCUCUAGAACUUCCGCGUCAACUUCCGUCACUCGGACUGCAAUCCAGAUGGCAUUCUGAACCCGUGAGAACUCUCAUGCUCCCGAGAACAAGCUUCCUUCGCAACGCCAAAGGAUUUCCGGUACUGUCGAAAGGACAUCAACUACUACUUACGAGAUUCCUGAGUCUCAAAUUCUCGCCAUGGCUUUUGUUGGCAGAUGUGGAUGCCAUUGAGAUGCCAGAACACUCCGCAGCCAAGAGCCCGGAGCCUACACCCGCUGAGGCAGCGACCAAGGCUGGUGAGAAGCCAAAGGACCCAAUCGCACAUCUGCGGUACAUGCGUCAUCUACAGCAGACCCAGCCAUCCCGUCCGCCGAUCCAAAAAUUCGGACAGGGUUAUCAGGACUACAUUCAGUCUCCACUCCAGCCGCUUACCGACAACCUCGAAUCUAUCACGUACGAGGUCUUUGAGAAGGAUCCAGUCAAAUACGAGUGGUACGAGAAAGCUGCCGCUGCUGCAUUGAAGGACUUACAGGCCAAACUUGGCGGAAGCCGAGAAAUCAUUGUCGCAGUCGUGGGAGCCGGUAGAGGGCCUCUGGUCACACGUGUGCUUCGCGCUAGCAAAUCGACUGGGAUCAAAGUGACAUGCUGUGCAGUGGAGAAGAAUCCCAACGCACACGUUCUGAUCCAACGCAGAAACGCGACGGAUCCUCUAUGGAACAAGCAAGUCAUUGUCGUCAAGACGGACAUGCGAAGUUGGCCAGGUCCUACCAUCAACAACGAGGUGAAGAAAGUUGACAUCCUCGUCUCGGAGCUGUUGGGAUCUUUCGGCGAUAACGAGCUUUCCCCAGAAUGCCUGGAUGGCGUGCAGCAUGUCCUUCACCCCGAACAUGGCAUCAACAUCCCGCAGAACUAUAGUGCGUGGAUGGCACCCAUCGCGACACCAAGACUCCACGCAGAUCUCUUAUCGAGAGGUGGUGGAAGCGAGAAAUGGGAGUUGCCAGCCGUGGUCAUGCUGCAUCAAUACGAUGACCUCUGCGUCUUACCGGGGGAAGACCGCAUCGCCGAGGUGAAAGAAGCAUGGACCUUCACACACCCAGCACCGCCCUCAAUACUCGCGCAGUCCGCGCUUAGAGCGGGCGGCACGACCGAUGCUGGUGGCUGGACAGGCGGUGACGGCAAGAACGAACACAAUGCGCGGUCUUGCAAAGUCACGUUCCACGCCACCGAGCGCGGCGUCUGUCACGGUCUUGGAGGUUACUUCGAAUCAGUUCUCUAUGCACCAGAAGAUGGCAGCAAGCCGAUCGAGCUGAGCAUCAAUCCCGUGACGAUUGACGAGAAGAGUCGGGAUAUGAUCAGUUGGUUCCCGAUCUUCUUUCCUCUGAAGACGCCGAUGUAUGUUCCGGACAAUGCGGAGAUCGAAGUGAGCAUGUGGCGCCAGACGGAUGAUCGGAAAGUCUGGUAUGAGUGGUUCGUGGAGGUGUUCAAGAUCGAGACUGCGAAGAGGACGCGGGUUGCUGUGAGUGAGUUGCACUCGAGUCGCGCGAAUGGGUGCUUGAUGUGA
This is a messenger RNA of Zymoseptoria tritici IPO323, 2250 nucleotides long. Its product is annotated as protein arginine N-methyltransferase. NCBI's taxonomy places the organism in Eukaryota, Fungi, Ascomycota, Dothideomycetes, Mycosphaerellales, Mycosphaerellaceae. The record is from RefSeq and is a predicted model, not a curated record. The transcript has 3 exons. Gene Ontology annotation, cellular component: cytosol; nucleus. Gene Ontology annotation, biological process: peptidyl-arginine N-methylation; regulation of DNA-templated transcription. Bases 1 to 2250 code for a protein of 749 amino acids.